GCUGAAAGUAACAACAGGGAGUCUUUGCUAUAAACCGCGUCUUGUUUAGAUUGCCAACCCUGUAAAGACAUUAAACGGUAAGUCAUCAAAGUGUUUUGUUAAAGCUGAAGGCUGACGACGAAAGCUGAACACAUCGUUAGUUGACAGUUGCGGAUUUGAUCGAUCUUCACGUGUUCAAGUGCCACGCGCGGUGUUAGACAACAAAACAACAUUACCGCUUUAACUUAUUUUGGAAGAGAUGUCGUGUUUUGGUGGUGGUCCGAACUUCUGCCCAGAGUGUGGGAAUGUUCUUCCUCUCCCAGGAAUACCGGACGUAGUGUGCUGCCCCGGCUGCUCCUUUAGGAUCCCUGUAUCAGAGUUCUCAGGUCAGGAGAUCUAUUCUGCCGUGGUGUUUAACCCUGCGGAGCAGACGGCUGUGUCUCAGGAUGAGGAGGACUCUGAAAUGAAGGGUGCUGUGAUUGACAGGCGCUGCUCUCGUUGCAACAAAGAGGGUAUGAUUUACCAUACCAGGCAGAUGAGGUCUGCAGAUGAAGGACAGACAGUCUUCUUCACCUGCACACACUGCAGGUAUCAAGAGAAGGAGGACUCCUAAGAAGAGGGUCCUUUGCAUCUCCCCCCUCCUGCUUACUCGGCUAUUGUUGAAGACUGCACAAAAACGAGUUUAAACAGAGCUUACUCUAACCUUUAUUUUAAACUUGAGUUUGUACAGUUAGGAUUGAACAACAUUUAAGUUUAUGUGACUGUUGUACAGCUGACCACGUCAAUAAAACCUUAUUAAAGCAGCA
Molecule: messenger RNA, 785 nt
Organism: Pundamilia nyererei
Lineage: Eukaryota; Metazoa; Chordata; Actinopteri; Cichliformes; Cichlidae
Gene: polr1h
Product: RNA polymerase I subunit H
Exons: 5
Coding region: 239-592 (117 amino acids)
Biological process (GO): termination of RNA polymerase I transcription; DNA-templated transcription
Cellular component (GO): RNA polymerase I complex
Molecular function (GO): zinc ion binding; nucleic acid binding
Source: RefSeq, a predicted model, not a curated record